Messenger RNA from Alosa alosa (allis shad), 1920 nucleotides. RefSeq names its product glyoxylate reductase/hydroxypyruvate reductase b (gene grhprb). Gene Ontology annotation, molecular function: NAD binding; hydroxypyruvate reductase (NADH) activity; hydroxypyruvate reductase [NAD(P)H] activity. Gene Ontology annotation, cellular component: cytosol. NCBI's taxonomy places the organism in Eukaryota, Metazoa, Chordata, Actinopteri, Clupeiformes, Clupeidae. The record is from RefSeq and is a predicted model, not a curated record. The coding region runs from base 46 to 1107 and encodes 353 amino acids. The transcript has 9 exons.
UGCCAACCCACCACGCGCUGUUGCAGGAUUUCAUACCGUUAAGCGAUGUGGUCGAGUCGAGUCGCCGUUCAGCGGUUGCAGAGGAUUGCUGCUGCUCAGCUCACCAUCAGCACCAUGCACCGGGCUCAGUCCACACUCCCACGCGUUUACGUCACACGGAGCAUGCCGCCAGACGGACUGGACAUUCUUAGAAAGUCUGGACAGGUGCAGUUUGACAUGUGGGACUCGGAUGACCCAGUGCCCCGAGCUGAGCUCUUGAAGAAGGUCAAAGGAGUGGACGCCCUCUUUUGCGUGCUGACAGAGAAGAUAGACGCUGAACUUCUGGAUGCAGCUGGUCCAAAUCUGAGGGUGGUCAGCACUAUGUCAGUAGGAUAUGAUCAUCUCUCUCUAGAUGAACUCAAAAAAAGGGGGAUCCGUGUGGGCUACACUCCAGAUGUGCUGACCGAUGCUGUGGCUGAACUUACUGUUGCUCUGCUGCUAUGUACAUCCAGACGCCUCGUUGAAGCAACACACGAAGCCAAAACGGGAGGCUGGGGUACCUGGAGAACACUAUGGCUGUGUGGGUAUGAACUGGCUAACAGCACUGUUGGAAUAAUGGGACUAGGAAGAAUUGGACUGGCCAUUGCUGAGAGACUUAAGCCCUUUAAAGUGAAGAAAUUCAUCUAUUCAGAUGUGUCUCCCAGGCCUGAGCUGGCAAAUCAGAUUCAGGCAGAAUAUGUCUCUAUGGACGAGUUGGCCAAACAAUCUGACUUCCUGGCAGUGUGCUGUGCACUGACACCAGAGACUCAGGGCAUCUGUAAUAAAGAACUCUUCUCCAAGAUGAAGGACACCUCGAUCUUCAUCAACACAAGCAGGGGUGGUGUAGUGAAUCAAGAAGAUCUGUAUGAGGCACUGUCCACUGGACAGAUUGCUGCCGCCGGAUUGGACGUCACCGUGCCUGAGCCCCUCCCCACCAGCCACCCACUCUUCACCCUGAAGAACUGUGUGAUUCUGCCCCACAUUGCCAGUGCCUCCUUCACCACACGGAAUGCAAUGUCAUCCCUGGCAGCCAAUAAUCUGCUAGCUGGUUUGAGAGGGGAUCCAAUGGAAAAAGAGCUUCAACUAUAAUCCUUACCUGCACAUUGUACAUUAAAAUAGACCACAUGCCUUUAAAGAUAUAGGGUUAAUGAUACCGGAGAAAGAUUAUUGAUAUUUGAGCUCAACAGUCAGAAAAUAGUCCCUUCAGUGUUCCAUAGGUUUGUGAUAGGGAAAUAGCACCACCUGUUUGUGAUUAGAUGCAAUAGUGUUGUGUGAGUGUCAAGUCAAGUCAAGUCGGCUUUAUUGUCAAUUUCUUUACAUGCACUGGUCAUACAAAGAAUUUAAAUUUCGUUUCUUACUUUCCCAUGCAGACAUAGACAUACUUUAAAUACAGACAUAGACAUACUGAGUGGAUGCACAUUCUGUUUGUUUUCAGUUUACGGAGCUAGGGUUGUGUACUUGUGUAUUUUUUUUCAAUGUGCACACACAAUGGACCGCUAUAGCGCAUCCUGAGGAGAUAUUUGCUAAAUGUGAUAAAACGUGUAUGGCCUUAGAAUUGUUCCUUUAAGGGAACUUUGGUUAUGCUCAGAGAUAAACACACACAGACAUCACUUCUCCUCAAACUGUAGUCUCUACAUUUCUGUACUUUUACAUUCACCUGUAAAGAAUGUUUUUGGACUACAGUGGACCAGGGGAACCAUCCUCUGCUAAUUUUAUGAAUGAAGUUUGAGUGCCCUUCUACUACAUAAAUGACAUUCAAUCAUUACUAUUCCUUUAAGUAUUGCUGAUUUUUAAAUGUGAUUAUAUACAUGUCAAUUUUAAGGCUGGGGCAUAUGAGUCACACCCUUUAUCCUCAUUAAUAAAGAAUGAGUAUUUGUAAGUGACAAACACUAAAGUACUAUA